ACAGUGAAGAGGCGACUCUGUGGAUGCUGGCCUUCUAGGCAGAGUUCCUCUGUCCAGUGUCUGUGUUCUUUUGCCCAUCUUAAUCUUUUCUUUUUAUUGGCCAGUCUGAGAUGGCUUUUUCUUUGCAACACUGCCUAGAAUGCCAGCAUCCCGGAGUUGUCUCUUCACUGUUGACGUUGAGACUGUUGUUUUGCUGGUACUAUUUAAUGAAGCUGCCAGUUGAGGACUUGUGAGGUAUCUGUUUCUCAAACUAGGCACUCUAAUGUACUUGUCCUCUUGCUCAGUUGUGCACCGGGGCCUCCCACUCUUUCUAUUCUGGUUAGUGCCAGUUUGCACUGUUCUGUGAAGGGAGUAGUACACAGCGUUGUACGAGAUCUCCAGUUUCUUGGCAAUAUCUCACAUGGAAUAGCCGUCAUUUCUCAGAACAAGAAUAGACUGACAAGUUUCAGAAGAAGGCCAUUUUGAGCCUGUAAUCGAACCCACAAAUGCUGAUGUUCCAAAUACUCAACUAGUCUAAAGAAGGCCCGUUUUUACUGCUUCUUUAAAUCAGAACAACAGUUUUCAGCUGUGCUAACAUAAUUGCAAAAGGGUUUUCUAAUGAUCAAUUAGCCUUUUAAAAUGAUAAACUUGGAUUAGCUAACGCAACGUGCCAUUGGAACACAGGAGUGAUAGCUGCUGAUAAUGGGCCUCCGUACGCCUAUUGUCACGGCCGUCUUCCUGGAAGGAAUAAGUGGACCCAAGCGCAGCGUGUGCUGGGAGAGCUUUGUUGGUCAGGAGCUGUAUCGUUUCCUGCUCGUGGAUUUCAUAUUCACGGUUCUCUACACAGUCUUCGGAGAAUUUAUAUGGAAGCGGUUUUCUCAAGGAGUGCUGAGGAGAAGGAGGAAGCCAGUGUUUGAUAUCGCCCGUAACGUACUCGAGCUCAUCUAUGGGCAAACCCUCACCUGGCUAGGCUUGUUCUUCACUCCUUUACUGCCAGCUGUGCAGAUCCUCAAGCUGUUGUUGUUGUUCCAUAUGAAAAAGAGCAGCCUACUGGUGAACUGCCAGGCAUCCAGGAAGCCGUGGAGAGCCAGUCAGAUGAGCACCCUCUUCAUCUCUCUGCUGUGUUUCCCCUCUUUCCUCGGGGCCAUCGUGUCUGUGACCUACACCAUAUGGACGAUUAAGCCCUCCUCUGGCUGUGGUCCUUUCAGGAACCUCCCCUUCAUGUUCCACUCAGGCAAACAGUGGGCCCAGGAGCUGAAGAGUACCAACCCCAAGCUGGCCUGGCUCAACUGGGUACACAGCUGCUUGGUGGAGAACCCCUUCUUCCUGUUCCUGUUGGCAGGUGUCUUUCUAAUGGUCAUUUACAUUCACACCCAAGUUUUAGACGGCCAAAGGAAAAUAAUCAGUCUGCUACAGGAGCAAAUAGAAAAUGAGGGGAAGGACAAGAAGUUCUUAAUUACUAGUCUGCAGGCCAUCCAUGAGAAGAGACAUUAUCCACUGUCCCCUUCCUCCAGGCCUCAGCCACAGGGCAGUGAGGUGAGUGACCCUGACUGCGCCGUAUUCAUUAGCGGACGCAACAGGAAAAUGUUCAGCAACAGAAAAGGAAGUCCAGGUUUAAUAUGUUUUAGUGGAAGAUUCAAUUAUUCCAGAGUAUUCAUUGGAUGCUGCAUGUUACAUUUUGGACUCCCAUCACAUCAAGGAUAUUUGGCUGCUAUCAACCAGUCAAAGUGAACUCCAAGUGGAGUGAUGUGUGUGGUGAAGGACAUUGAGCCAUUUCUUGUAGAAUGUAACUAUGACUGAUAUGUGUUCAAGACUAUCAGAAUGUGAAGUAACUGAGACUGAUAUGUAUUCUGGACCAUCAAAAUGUGAAGUAACUGAGACUGAUAUGUAUUCUAGACCAUCAAAAUGUGAAGUAACUGAGACUGAUAUAUAUUCAAGACCAUCCGAGGUCUGUUUUAUACUAGUAUGGUAUUUCCAAUGUGGGCCAUAACUGUCUAAUUUGCCUUUUGUUUAUAUAUUUUUAAAUAUAUUUAUUGUCUCUGGGCUGUCUGUCACCGCUUUCAAGCUUCAAUGUAUACUGAACAAAAAUAUAAACGCAACAUGCAACAAUUUCAA
Messenger RNA from Oncorhynchus nerka (sockeye salmon), 2094 nucleotides. Its product is annotated as transmembrane channel-like protein 6. The coding region runs from base 682 to 1710 and encodes 342 amino acids. Gene Ontology annotation, molecular function: mechanosensitive monoatomic ion channel activity. The transcript is spliced from 9 exons. NCBI's taxonomy places the organism in Eukaryota, Metazoa, Chordata, Actinopteri, Salmoniformes, Salmonidae. Gene Ontology annotation, cellular component: plasma membrane. The record is from RefSeq and is a predicted model, not a curated record.